UGUGGGCACGCUGCUCCGCGGAGCUGGGUGGAGGCCAAAAGCCAGGCUGGGUGUCCUACGUUGGGAUUCACAUCUCCUCCCACUUGGAGGACGGUGGUUGCUGCCCUCGCUCCAAGGCUGGGAUGCCACCGUUGCUUCCGUUGCUGCCAAAGCGAUGGUGGGGCUUGCUGAGUGCAGCCAGCCCCCAGUGCGCAGUAAGGGGAGGGAUGAUGCCCCGCUCCCCACAGCAGGUCCCGCUGUCCGCCAGCAGGACACGGCAUCUGAGGACAGCAGCACUCCGACCCUCGACCUGCAGCCUCAGCCCCAUAGCCCAGGAGGAGACGCACCCCCCACACCACCCACCCCUGCUGCACAGCGGGAUGAAGGAGCAGAGGAAGGCUCAGCAUCACCUCUCAGUGCUGCUGGGGACACCACAUCUCUCCCCAAGAGCCUCCAGACUUCCCUGGCUGCCCUGCAGGAAGAUUUUGGUUGCUGGGCCAGGGCACACCUGCAGCACACGGAUGAGCUGCUGGGGGUCACCGCUUGCCUGCUGCAGGCUCAGCGCAGACAGAACAAACACCUGGUGUCCCUGUCCCGUGGGGUGCACUCCAUGGCCCGCUCCCUCAGUGCCAUCGCCUCCUCUAUGGGGACAGUGCUGCAACUGAGGCCUCAGGACCCCAGAUCUAUGCUCACCCCACAGGAGCCCUCACUGCCCUUCAACCUGCUGGAUUUGUUCUGCCCCAGCACCUCGCAGCAGAAUGAAACGGAUCGGGGUCCUGCAGCACCUCCCCCUGCUGCCGAGCCCCCCGCCAGGUCCCCAUCACCCAAGGCCCCCAGCCCAGUGCUGGAGGAGGAGCAUCCCAGCAGGGGCAAGCGAGACUGGAAGCACACUGCUGGCCCCAGGAAGAGGAGGAAGAAGUGAGGGGAAACGGUGUGCAAUGAUACUGCAGGAGAGCAGUGAGGAUUGGGCUCCAUCUGCAAACCAGGAUGCCUAAAAAACCCAUGGAAAGUCACUGCAGGGACCAAGCUCCCCACCUCACUUGCUAUGCCAAUAAAAUCCUCCUGGGCUGAG
Molecule: messenger RNA, 1051 nt
Organism: Lagopus leucura (white-tailed ptarmigan)
Lineage: Eukaryota; Metazoa; Chordata; Aves; Galliformes; Phasianidae
Exons: 2
Coding region: 155-901 (248 amino acids)
Source: RefSeq, a predicted model, not a curated record